AUGGCAGUGGCCAUGGAUGCGGGCCUGGGGGCUGGCCUGAGCAAAGCCGCCGACGAGGACAGAGACCUGCAGGCACUGUUCCAGGAACUCUGCCAACUCCAGGCCAAGCAAAAGAGGUUGAAGAGAAAGGUCGAGAAGCACAAGCGAUUUGAAGAUUUUCUGAUCAAAGUCGUUGAGAAAAUCCCCAAGGGCUCCAAGGACUGGGAGGAGCCGGAGGAGGCCCUGGUGGAGGCCAUGGUAGAGCACUACGGGAGGCUCUUCACAGCCAGCCAAGACGCCCAGAAGCACCUAGAAGCCCUCUCCAGGAUGAGCCAGGCUGUCCGCCAGAGCCUGGAGUCUCUAGAGGAGGGUCACAGGUCUCUUGUCCCGAGACUCAAGAUCCGUCUGUGUCAGCUGCAGAAGAAGUGUCACCGCAAUGAGGAGCGGCAGCGGCGGCAGGUGGAACACAGCAUCACCUACCAGAAAGGCACAGUCAGCCACAGUAGCCUGCUGCUCAACUACGUGCAGAUGGCCAUCGACAGCAUGGCCCAGCAGUGCUGCCCCUUUGCCCACAGCCUGCCCGAGAACAUGGGACUCUUCUCCAAGCUCGACCUGAUUCAGGAAUUUAUCCUGGACAAAAUGGAGAUCAUGAGACUUAUAUCGCUGCUCACGGGACCCAGAGUGUGCUGGGCAGAGAAGAGCCUCAAGGACCAGGGCCUCAGAAGAUGGCCCAGAUCCUGCAGGAAAUGUCCGAGCAGCUAG
Messenger RNA from Trichechus manatus latirostris (Florida manatee), 741 nucleotides. RefSeq names its product coiled-coil domain containing 197 (gene CCDC197). The transcript has 6 exons. Lineage: Eukaryota; Metazoa; Chordata; Mammalia; Sirenia; Trichechidae. The record is from RefSeq and is a predicted model, not a curated record. Bases 1 to 741 code for a protein of 246 amino acids.